Dicrocoelium dendriticum is the source of this 3389-nucleotide messenger RNA. Lineage: Eukaryota; Metazoa; Platyhelminthes; Trematoda; Plagiorchiida; Dicrocoeliidae. The record is from the annotation of a GenBank genome assembly.
AUGCGAUUUAUUUUAGCUUUCGCUUACGAUCGUUUGGUCUCGGAAAACCGUUUGGUAUCCCAUCUGUAUCACUGUCCGUUCGACAUGACACGUAUUGAGGGAGAAACUUGUCUCCAAGCACUGAAUGGAUUCAUAUUCAUUAUGUCUUGCGAUGGAGAGAUAUUUUCCGUUUCCAAGACUGUUGAACACUACCUCGGGUUUCAUCAAGCGGACAUAUUACAUCAAAGUGUAUUGGAAUUAAUCCAUUCUGAGGAUCGGGAGGAGUUUAUCAGAAAACUAUCUUGGAGGAAUGAGCUGCCACCUGAGUUGCAGUCUUGUACACUGAGUGAACUAAUGACAAGAGAACUAUGCCACCACUUGAGAAGGCGAUUCACUGUGCGUUUCCGAUGCUUACUGGAUAACACCUCCGGAUUUAUUACUUUGGAAUUGUGUGGGCGUUUGCAGUUCCUUUACGGCCAAUUGAGAGGGAAACAUUCAACCAGCUGUGUCCCAAGCUCACAACUGGGUCACGCUCACAUCAACUCAGCUCGGUCCAUGGUUAACUCAGCCUCGCCUUCUGGACACAAAACAAAUACGGUUCAGUAUGGUCAACCACCACUCGGACUCUUUGUGGUUUGCAGUCCGCUUGGGCCAAUGCCAAGCCUGAUGGGUGCACAACGUGAUUUGACCUUUAAAACGAAGCACCAACUGGAUUUGACCGUGAUGAGUAUUGAUUCUCGAACGCGGACACUGUUCAACUACACUGACACCGAAUUGCAACGUGUCAAGGUCUACGAUUUAGUGCACCCAGACGAUCUACUUUAUGUAGCUCAGGGACAUCGAGAGGUGUUCCGGACCGGAUCUAUUGGGCUUUUAGUUCAUCGAUGGCUCAACAAAUCGGGUUUAUGGAUAUGGCUGCAAUCAAGAGUAAAGCUAAUGUUGAAGAAUGGGAAACAUGACCAUAUUAUCGCUAUUCAUCGUCAACUCUCUUAUCAGGAAGGUAUGGAGCUAUUUAUCCGCCGAAGCGAGGAAUAUAAACUACCUUUUCCUUUCUUGGAACCAGAAACUUUGCUCAGCGAAGAAAGCCUACCAGGAAGUGGCCAGCUCGCUGACCACAGUGGGAUUUUCUCCACUCCACAGGUAAAGGAAUUUGAGCCAGGUUUCAUGGGUAGCCUUGUUAAUGGAAGCGGAAGCAGUAGUCUGACUACUGUGGACUCGGUUGUUCCAUUCAGCUCGCAUACUAUGAUUAACGAAAAUAGCUCGUUGGAUACAGGCAAUACUUAUGGACGAGGGUUGAAAUUGGAUGCUUAUUCAAACGUUGCAAGACAUCGAUUAACUGUCGACCGCAGGCCGCUUACAAGUGAUGUUCUGAUGACCUCAAGGUUUACUCAAAGUACGGUCCACCCGUUUUCUUCGCAAAUGAACCCUGCACAGGCAAUCACAUCAAGGAAUAGAGGAACAGGAAAGUCAACGCAUUGCAGAAGAAAAAGGAACCUGAACAAGUCCUCCUUCCAGCCAGAAUGUGCAACUGUAAGUUGUGGUCAGACAAUUUAUUCUGGAACUCCACACGUUUAUCACAGCUUCGGUCAGCCUCACUAUGCGCACACAAACUUCGGAGACCAGUAUCCCAGAAACGAUACAGCCCAUUGUGAAACCAAUAAGCGAAGCGGACGUUGGCUCGGUCUACAACCUGCACACGCUCCCGAUCCAGGCUAUAUUUCCAACUUUUUCGGUUGGGAAACCAGUGAUGUGCAACAGAGAGUUUCAUUCCCCCAUGCUUUCUAUUCAGAACAAUCAUUCCCGGAGAUGCUUAUGAAAAACUACCCUAUGGUUGGUGAUUUUUCGACCCGUGGACAUGAGAUCGCGACACAAGCAAAUGCAGAGAAUUACAAUGCUUACUCUACUCCUUACGAUGCCUAUGCUAUGGCGGCCGCGGCGAUGGUUGCAGCAGCAAGUAGCUGUCAAAAUCAAGCACCACAACUUACCGCGAGCCGCGUCGACCCGGGACUUCAUCGUGUCCGUGCUGAUAGAUCGGAUAUGCUGGGAUAUUCGGAUUAUCCAUUCUCACGACUUUACGCCACAGAUGUUCAUUUUCAUUCCGAGGCACAUUCAACUGAUACAGAACUGACAUUUCACAGGCAACAAGGUAAUCAGCCUAAACUCGGAACGCAGGACCUGAGCCGUGUGACAGAGUCAGCGUCACAUGGAGAGUCUGACAGUUAUCGGAGCUUCGGUGUCAACCAAAGUGUGGACAAUAAGACCGCAACAAGUAUAUUUCCCUUAUACUCUGCCAAAGCACCAGACCCAAUGGGAGAUAUUUGUCAACGGUCUCCUACGUUACAACGUAUUUAUCAAGCCCCUAUAUUUGAUGUGGGAGAUAAAGUCGCACAGUCACAGCUUAUUCAUUUACAAAGCCAGGCCAUUGAUGCUGCUCUGGGAUUUUCUGGAAUUAGCAACACAGUAUUCCCUCCACAAGAACAUCAAUGUUCCACAGCUACUAACACCAACCAAAAUCUGAAUCCAUUAACAUUUAUGCCAACGCCUUCAUCCCCGGUGUCAAACAAUCCGCAACACUUUGACCUAAUUUCCUCCCCUUAUACGUUGCUCAAGGAGACCGUAGUCAACACAGUAUGUUCUAAACGUUCAGGCUUUCAUUCGCAGCGGUCGAUGGAAUCUCCCCAUGAUCGACUGAAGCCAGCUGACGGUCUCUGGCAUGAGCAGUCAGAGGCAAGGAACGCUGAAACAUUCUUUCGAUCAGAGAGAUCAAAGGAAAACCAGGACUACGUAGAUCAUGUGGAGGACAAACUGCCUUCGGAUAAUCGUUCGACUUCUUCACUAUGUUCUUCCUCCACAAGCCGCUCUCAUUCCCCAGAAAGCGGUCCGUACUCCGAUGAGCACCUGACGGACGACCAGUACAGAAACACGCCUCCAUCUCCAGUGAUUGCAAAGGGCUGGUCGAGGGAUGAACAUCCACUGGAAACCGAUCAAAGGGGCACAGUUUUUCCAUUUGGGAGUUCCGUUUGCUCAAGUUCCGGCGACAGUUUACCACAGCAAUUACAUCAGAGGUCCAAUUCGGCAGAUGCCGUACAAGGUUAUUCCUCCUUUGUCAAUUCUGGAGAACCGUAUGGCUGACCAUAAGCUGGAUACAAUGGAGUGACCUGCUCUAACGCGCUGAAUGCAAGGUUUUGCCAACGAGAACCGAUCAGUCCAUAUAUGGACGUCUGGAUGGGCGUGUUUCGGAUGCAGUUCCCAGGCAGUCACGUCAGUGAGGUUCAACGUCCGCACUGGUAUUACUCACCUACGUCCCUUUCUCACGAAUACCUAAUACAGAAAGUGGAGAAGGAGAAUAUGUACAUCUGUGUGACUGCAUCGAUAUGUUAUAGGGCGCGCAAGCGGAAUACUUGUAUUUA